UUCUUCCAACGGGGAGUCAAGAAAAGAUCGUCGUCAUCGAUGGAAGCAUAGUGCGAUUUUUGGGAUUUGCUACCCGUUGUUAGUGUAGUGUUGAAAAUUUACCAGCAAAAAUUGUUGGAAAACUAAUUAUUAUUGUCACAAUCGAGUGCAAAUUUGUGAACAAUAAACGGGCAUAAGUGCAGUCCCGGUCGUGAGCAGUUUAUUAUCUACGAAAUAAAGAUAAAAACGAAUCUGGGGUAAUCAAUAAUAGAUUGCAAACCUGAUUUGAGAAGAAAAAAAUUCCUACCCUCCAGUGCAACAGGGAAUGUCAUGGACAGCAAGUGAGGGAGGAGAUUCCAUCCGGAGAAGAAUAGGUUGGAGAUAGACGUCUAAAUCUUCAAUCGCUGGAAUGGAUUUCCCUAAAAUCAAAAAUUCAUGAACAACAACUUGCUGCUUGUUGCUUUCCGGUGAUCCGCGUGUGCGCAAAGACUUGGUCGGUGGAAGAUUUAUCGGACCGAAAGAUGGAAUGAAGCUUGAAUACCAGAGCACGGCUUCAGUCCGUUGCGUGCAGUUGUGAUCCAUCUUGACUCUUACCAACAUUAGCCAUUGAACCUGUGAAGAUCUUGGGCUUCAGCCGGGAAUUGAGAACGUUUCCAAGGUAAAACAAGUUUUUUACUGCCCCCGCAAUCGGAUUGCACCAAAACGGAGCGGCCCGGUCCGGACGUUUGGACGGAACAGUUCCGGUUGUUGCCAGAUUGUGCACCAAAUCAUCGGCGUUAGUCGUAGGUUUUGCUUGAAGCGCUGUUCACUCUAAGCCCCGGAGAAUGAAUGGGAUUACUCAUCGUUGACUCGCUGCUACUUCUGCUUGUAGUCGCCAUCGUUUUUUUUUAGUUUUUUGCUAGUGUACGAAGAAACCACACAGCUAUCGAAACUUGUCUUGUACACUUUGACAACUUCAGAAAAAAUGACGGCAGAUUGUUAGGGGAAGUGCUGCGAUAUUCCGUCAUCAUCCCGUGUUGUCUUCUGGGUGCAUUUUUUGCCGAUCCACUACUUCCAAGUAGUUGAUGUGGGGGAGGGCUUCUAUAAAGAGAGAAAAAAUAUCAAGAAAGUGUUCGUGAUCGAUUUUUUUUAUUUCAACCUAUUUCCACAGUUAGAAGAGUGAAACAAUAGAUGAAACGGUGUUUGUAUAGUUGGUAAGAAAAAAGUCGAGUGAAAAGUUAAAGUCAAGUCAAAAGUGAAGCAGUUGUGAAUAUUCAAGAAAAAAAAGCGUCAAAGGAGAAAGCCGAAUUGGUGGUGUGUCGUUUUUUUCGUCGUCUGUCGUUGAAACUGUGCAUAAUUUCGCCUGGCAAAAGGGAAAGGCAAAAAGUGGCGGUGAGUGGGAAUUAGAAAAGUCACUAAGAAAAAAAAAGUGCCCCAACCCACCGACAUCAUCGACAUCUUCGGUGCCAAUCAAUCGGCUUCCACACGUUUUGCGGCGGUUGCAUUUCAUGUGCGUGUGCGUGUUGUUAGUGUUGUUGUCAAUAAGCGUGAUUGUUAGAGGAUAGUCAACAGGGCAGGUCAACUACUACGUGCAACUAGGACGUAAAAACAUCUGCGCCUCGUGCAGAUUUUGAUGGAUUUACAGCAGCAGCAGCAGCAUCCAAAAUCGGCCUUCGACAUGGAGACCCAGGAGUCACGAUUUGCCAAACAGCGCGCCUCAGUCAAAUGGUUGCUGUCGAAGGCGUACAACAACCGGGUGCCAGAGUUCCUCAAAGAUCCUUUUUAUCGAGACCACGAGGGCCAGGAUCACCUGAAGCCACAGAUUGUCGUAGGGCUGGGGAACGCUUCCAUUUACUGUCAGGUGCUCAGUAAUAUCUACUCGGAUCCGAACUACCAGAGCCUCAAUCACUGGUCGAUCCUGCAGACUCUAUCCCGGAAGGGUGUCCCCCUGAACGAAUCCCCAGAUCAGCCGCUCACCGAAACCGUGCUGAUACAGACAAAUCCUCUUAGAAUUAAUGCCCACAUGACUGUGAUAGAAGCGAUGAUGGUGUUGUAUGCUAAAGAAGUGGCUUCCAGUGGCAGGAUAUCCAGUGCGCUAGAACGAAUAUCUGGUCGCAGCGGUUCGCAGCCGGUUCAGCAUCACGAAGCUGCCUUACUGAACUGGGUGUCGCAUGUGUGCAGCGCGCUGAGGAGGCGGAUCGAGUACGAGGUUGCGAAUGGGGGAGGGGUAGGAGGCGGUGGCGGGGGAGGUCCACCGGUAGACGAGUACGGCCAACGGCUCCAGAGUCCAGACAUUCCACCGGUCCGAGACGUUCGGGAACUGUGCGACGGGGUCUGUCUGGCCUAUCUGAUCUCGUACUACUGCCCCAAGCUCGUUCCCUGGCCCAGCGUCAAGUUCAAUCACGUACCCACUAUUGAGGAUUCGAUACACAACAUCUUGAUAGUAAGUAACUUCUCCGAGCGAAGUUUGCCAUACUCCGUGUUCCAUAUGACACCAGAGGACGUUACCUAUAUGCGAGGCUCCAUGAAACAGAACCUCGUAGUGCUGCUAGCGGAUUUGUUCAACCUUUUCGAGAUUCAUCCAGCCAAGUGUGUGUGCUAUCCAGGGAUGGACCAGCAACAAAUGCCAGAUUCUGGAACAAACGAGCACGGUAUCGCGCACCGCCGAGGCAUCGCCACCCAGCCACCGGUCGUGGCCAUCCCGGAGCUGCGAUCCGGGCUUGAUUCGCCGCCCGGAAGUGGCGGAAGCAGUAGCGGGGCCAGCGGCGGAAGUGCCCACUCCAACAAUGGCAGCAACCGGCCACCUUUCCAAGUGGUUCGAUCCCCAUCUGCCAAUACCCUGAGGAAGCAUGUCUCGGCUCGGGAAGUUCACGAACAGCAGCAUCAACCGCAACAGCUACCCCAGUAUCAGUCUCAGCAUGGAUCCCCGCAGCACCACUACCAGGAUCAGGAUGAAGGUUUCGUUGUCCACCGGAGCAAAGGAGUGCCAACGUUGUCCUCGAUGCAUGAACCUCUGGUACCAGCCCGAUUGCGGCAAGCCAAGGAGAAAACGAACAACGAUUCCAAAGCCGAAGAACGGGGUAAGUCUUAG
Molecule: messenger RNA, 3049 nt
Organism: Uranotaenia lowii
Lineage: Eukaryota; Metazoa; Arthropoda; Insecta; Diptera; Culicidae
Product: patronin-like
Exons: 11
Coding region: 1592-3049 (485 amino acids)
Biological process (GO): cytoplasmic microtubule organization; negative regulation of microtubule depolymerization
Cellular component (GO): microtubule minus-end
Molecular function (GO): calmodulin binding; microtubule minus-end binding
Source: RefSeq, a predicted model, not a curated record